ACUUUGGACUGUUAGAGUAGGGUCUGUGUAAAAGCCUUGUGGAAACUCACAUACCACAUACCGUCCUGGCUCACUCAAGCUCUGGAGCAAAAGCCAAACUUCUGGAUGUACACCAACCAGGGAAUGUCGAAGAUAAUCCCAGUAUUCCUGAUAGGGCUCUGCUUCCUGUUGCUCAGGCCCACUUGUUGUGAUGGCAGCAGGAUUCUGGUAGUACCUGUUGAUGGCAGCCAUUGGCUCAAUAUGGAGGUCCUCCUCAAAGAGCUGCACUCCAGAGGCCAUGAUAUCACUGUCCUGUACUCUGCCAAGAGCUGGUACAUCCCUAAAAACUCUACAUUUUUCACAUCAAUUACUAGACGUAUGAUGGAGGAUGAUACGGACAAGAAUGCCUACAAUCGAAUGCUUUUAGAUGUUAUGGAAUGCCGCAAGUCGAUGCCCUUUAUACGCACCUUCUGUCAAAACAACUUAAUAGGAUCCAUGUUGGAUAUGGGCCACAAAAUCCUUGCAGGAGCAACUGCUGAAAUGUUAGAUGACACUGUUUUUAUGAAGGAGCUGCAAGAUGCCAAGUUUGACCUGAUGUUAACAGACCCUGCCCUGACUAUAGGGGUUCUGUUGGGUAGUUACCUCAAGCUGCCAAUGGUUUUUAACGUUCGCUGGAUUAAUACUGGUGAGGCCCAUUUCACCAUAGCUCCCUCGCCUCUGUCCUAUGUACCGGUGCCUGGAAGUGAACUUCAUGAUCAAAUGAAUUUUCUGGAAAGGACCAAGAAUAUUUUACAUUAUCUACAAAGCUUUUAUCAGCUGCACUUUAUACUGAAUCCUCAUUAUUCAGAUCUGCUCCAGCGGCACUACCCACCUGGUUCUGACUUGUUGUCUAUGCAGUAUGCAGCUGAUCUCUGGUUGAUUAGAACAGAUUUUGUUUUUGAGUUCCCUCGCCCCACAAUGCCCAAUGUGGUCUACAUAGGGGGGUUCCAGUGCAAGAAGGCUAAUCCCCUCCCUGUUGAGCUGGAGGCCUUCAUGCAGAGCUCUGGGGAGCAUGGAGUGGUAGUCAUGUCCCUUGGGACGUUCGUUUCAGUCCUGUCUCGUGAGGCCACAAACGCAAUUGCUGCAGCUUUUGCUCAGCUCCCUCAGAAGGUGGUGUGGAAGUUUGCUGGUGAAAAGCCUUCAUCCUUGGGGAACAACACGCUCUUGGUGAACUGGCUCCCUCAGAACGACCUCCUUGGCCAUCCCAAGACUCGUGCCUUUGUAGCCCAUGGUGGCACCAAUGGCAUGUAUGAGGCCAUUUACCAUGGCGUUCCUGUUGUAGGCCUGCCCCUUCUCUUUGACCAGUUUGACAAUGUUCACCGACUUAAGGUCCGCGGGGCAGCUCAACACGUUGAGGCAAGAACACUUACAGAGGAAGGCUUCUUAGAGACUUUAAAGGAUGUCCUUAACAAUCCUUCCUACCGUGACAACAUGCAGCGACUUUCAAUGCUGCAUCGGGACCUGCCAAUAUCACCAAUAGAUACCGCCAUUUUUUGGAUUGAGUAUGUCCUAAGGAACAAAAGGGCCGCCCAUCUUCAGUCAGCAGGUUUUAGUAUGCCUUGGUACUCCUAUUUCUGUCUAGAUGUGGCUGUUUUCUUCAUCAUUAUCAUUGUCGCUUUUGCCUGGGCAUUAAUUGCAUUCUGCAGGAUUCUCUGCAAGUCAAGACGGAAAAGGAAGGCAGAGUAACUGAUUUUAAAAUGCUCAGUGACUUUUUUUUCUUUGUAAAUAUUUGAGUAUAUUCUGAGUUUUGUUGGAAAAACUGAUUGAUGGGGAGUAUCACAGUCCCUCAAAAAGGAACCUCUGAAUAUUGUCUCAAUUAUUAGAGUUGGAUCGUACUUGAAAGAAGUUAGUAACAGUUGUAUCACUAACUGUGAUUCUUGAUGAAAAACAUGUAAACAUAGCCUGUUUUUGCUGCAUGCUUAAUCUCCUUGUUUAAGGGCUACCGCAGUUUCAGACAAUAGAAUACAGUAACUAGCCUGUAGAAAUAGUCCAUCUUUGGAUCUGGGUUAGCGUAUCUGGCAGACCUUUAACAUCAGACAUCUUUUUGUCUGCAGUUCCAGCCGUACUUGUCUGGCAUGGAAGAAAAUGGUGGUUUGUAUUGUUUCAUUCAAACUUCCCAGUUGUGGUUCUAAAACAUUGCUAAAGGUGAUACACACAGAGCCAACAUGUUUGCGUCAAACUGGACAAAAUAAUCUUUAAGACAUAUAGCUUGGAUUCACUUCAGACCAGACUCCUGUCAUUUAACCAAAUAAAUUGUGCCACCCAGUGAAAAAACAGGUUUAGUUUCUAUAUAUUGUGAGUUUAUUCUCCCUCUGAUUGUAUUAUUUCUUCCUUACAGUAUUUUAACAUCCAGCGCUGAAAGAGCUCCACUCUUGAAGUUUCACUGUUAAGUUUCUUAUGAUCUAAAAACUCAGUCAGAGAAGGACAAAAUUGGGAAAUAUUUGUGUGUAUUAAUUGUUGCUUAAAUUAACUUAACACAAAAAAAAAUAUGGAAAUCCAUUGAGUCUUACUUGUCAUAAAUCCAAUCUUUGGUGACAUCCAAAUCCAACCCAUUCUCAAAGCAGACUUGAGACUGUAGGGUAUUUAAUGCACGAAACACAGUUUAUUUGAUUCAUCUUUUAACUAGUUUAGCUUAUUAGCAAGUGUUUGAAUUGGGUUUCGAAAAGAACCAUUUUGGCUGAUUAAACUAUUUUUAUGUUCACACCAAUCAAGCAGCAGUAUAAACAGAUCAAAUGAAACCAAAACAGCGGGAACAUGCUGCCAUGAAAACAAAAAAAUUACAAGAAAAGACAAGAUGAACAAUGUUUAAACUGAAGGUGGAUUUAAUUGUGAAGAUUGAAUUCUAAGGUUCUUUACUUGUGUUUGGUUAAAAAGAAGAAGAAGAAAGAAGCCUGAUCCUGUAGCUAUUCAGGAAAACUUGCAACCCACAUGAGAAGAGAUUGAAUUUUAACCAACAGACCCGUUAACUCCACCUAUGGCACUUCAUCAUGACCUCUACAUCAAUGUAUAGAUCUACUUUCAUGUUGUGUUAAUUUUGGCGACCCCUGUAGACCAAAAAAGGGUAUUUUACCUUUUUAACCUGCCAACUUUUCAUUUGCUGCUUAUUCUGAAACUAUGUGAACACUUGGAAACAACAACUUUAUCUUUCAACAAAUCACUUUGUUAGAUUGUGGUCAGAUAUCAAUCAUUCAAAAUAAAACCUAUUUAACCAGU
Labrus bergylta (ballan wrasse) is the source of this 3231-nucleotide messenger RNA. It is a transcript of the gene ugt5g1, whose product is annotated as UDP glucuronosyltransferase 5 family, polypeptide G1. Lineage: Eukaryota; Metazoa; Chordata; Actinopteri; Labriformes; Labridae. Gene Ontology annotation, molecular function: UDP-glycosyltransferase activity. The record is from RefSeq and is a predicted model, not a curated record.